Molecule: messenger RNA, 279 nt
Organism: Suillus subaureus
Lineage: Eukaryota; Fungi; Basidiomycota; Agaricomycetes; Boletales; Suillaceae
Product: WD40-repeat-containing domain protein
Exons: 1
Molecular function (GO): protein binding
Source: RefSeq, a predicted model, not a curated record
AUGUCAUGUCUACCAGAUGAACCCAAAAUUUCCCCGUCCAAGUACUUCGUAGGGCAUACCGACCCAUUAACAUGUGUAGCUCUUUUUCCAGACAGCAAAAUGAUGAUUAGUGGUUCCUAUGACCGUAGGAUUCGCCUUUGGGAUAUAGGAAGUGGGCAAGCAUCAGGGGAAUUCCUUCGGGGACACAAGGUUUCAGUAAAUGUGGUUGCCGUGUCACCUGAUGGGACGAUGUUUGUGAGCGGAGGCGGGGACGGCAGAAUCUUGAUAUGGAACGCAACG